Molecule: messenger RNA, 2812 nt
Organism: Neogale vison (American mink)
Lineage: Eukaryota; Metazoa; Chordata; Mammalia; Carnivora; Mustelidae
Gene: PUDP
Product: pseudouridine 5'-phosphatase
Exons: 4
Coding region: 26-721 (231 amino acids)
Molecular function (GO): phosphatase activity
Source: RefSeq, a predicted model, not a curated record
CCCGCCCGGCUGUGACGGCGGCACAAUGGCGGCGCCCGUGGCCCCGCCGCGUCCCGUCACCCACCUGCUCUUCGACAUGGACGGCCUCCUCCUGGAUACCGAGCGGCUCUAUUCAGUGGUGUUCCAGGAAAUAUGUGACCGCUACGGAAAGAAAUACAGCUGGGAGAUCAAGUCCCUGGUCAUGGGGAAAAAGGCGCUAGAGGCAGCGCAGAUCGUCAUAGACGUCCUGCAGCUCCCCAUGUCCAAAGAGGAGCUGGUGGAAGAAAGCCAGGUGAAGCUGAAGGACGUGUUCCCCACCGCGGGUCUGAUGCCAGGCGUGGAGAAGCUGAUCCACCACCUGCGAGAGCAUGGCGUGCCCGUGGCCGUGGCCACCAGCUCCGGCUGCGCGUCCUUUGAGAUGAAGACCAGCCGACACAGGGAGUUCUUCAGCCUGUUCGACCACAUCGUUUUGGGUGAUGACCCCGAAGUGAAGAGUGGGAAACCGGACCCCGACAUCUUCCUAGCCUGUGCGAAGAGAUUUUCUCCUCCGCCUCCCGUGGAGAAGUGCCUCGUGUUUGAAGACGCUCCCAACGGCGUGGACGCGGCCCUUGCAGCUGGCAUGCAGGUGGUCAUGGUUCCGGAUCGGAACCUGCAGCGACACCUGACGUCCAAGGCCACCCUGGUGCUGGAUUCCCUGCAGGACUUCCAGCCCGAGCUGUUCGGUUUGCCGCCCUACGCGUGAGCGGCCCGCCCUGCCUCCCGGCCGCACGGCGCCCCCUCGGCUGAACCCCGGCACCCAGGAGAUCGCCACGUGACCGGUCCUUCCAGCCCGUGAACUCGACCUUCUAUCCCCCGUGGCCUCGGCAUGGUGGACCCGCACUGACAAGCCACGUCCCAGCUGAGACACAGCCCAGCAGACACGGCCCAGGACAGGGACCGAAACGCUCAUUUCCAUAAUCAUACACCCUGGGCGGUGACCGUACGGUGUCGUGGCCUCGCACUGGUCAUGGAAGAGUCCGCUACGGCCAGGACACACGCUUGCGUGACCGUGCUCGUGCAUGUGUGUGUACGUGUGCCUGCGUAUGUACACGUACUUACACGAAGGCACGUUUGUGUAAAAUACAUCCUUUUCCAAGACCAAACUAAAUCCUCUCUGUGUUUCUUUAUUUUCAUUUUCGGUUUUUCUAAACCCUGGCUGGAAAACGUAAGAUACAUGUGUAUGCUUACACAUACGGGUGUGUGCAUAUGGACGUAGGUACAUAUACGUUACAUUUAUAUCCUUCCUUUACAACGUCGCUUUUUAAAGUGCGGGUCUUAAUGUGCCAUAGCGGCUGACCGAAGGGAGCUCAUCGCUGCAUUUCAUUUGUGAUCUGAGUGGAAACGCCGUGUCAGGAACGGACACGGAGAAGUCCUUCUCCUUAUUAGCAAAAUUGACCAUCUUCUGUGCCCUCAAGACUUCUCGGUGGACCUCCGCUCAGAGGUGGUGCCCUCAGAACCUCUCGGUGGACCUCCGCUCAGAGGCUGUGCCCCUAGAACCUCUCGGUGGACCUCCGCUCAGAGGCGGUGCCCUCAGAACCUCUCGGUGGACCUCCGCUCAGAGGCCGUGCCCCUAGAACCUCUCGGUGGACCUCCGCUCAGAGGCCGUGCCCCUAGAACCUCUUGGUGGACCUCCGCUCAGAGGCCGUGCCCCAGAACCUCUCGGUGGACCUCCGCUCAGAGGCUGUGCACUCAGAACCUCUCGGUGGACCUCCGCUCAGAGGCCGUGCCCCAGAACCUCUUGGUGGACCUCCUCAGAGGCUGUGUGCUCAGAACCUCUGGUGGACCUCCGCUCAGAGGCCGUGCCCCAGAACCUCUCGGUGGACCUCCGCUCAGAGGCUGUGCCCCUAGAACCUCUCGGUGGACCUCCGCUCAGAGGCUGUGCCCCUAGAACCUCUCGGUGGACCCCCGCUCAGAGUCUGUGCACUCAGAACCUCUCAGUGGACCUCCGCUCAGAGGCCGUGCCCCUAGAACCUCUUGGUGGACCUCCGCUCAGAGGCCGUACCCCUAGAACCUCUCGGUGGACCUCUGCUCAGAGGCUGUGCCCCUAGAACCUCUCGGUGGACCUCCGCUCAGAGGCCGUACCCCUAGAACCUCUCGGUGGACCUCUGCUCAGAGGCCGUGCCCUCUGAACCUCUCGGUGGACCUCCACUUAGAGGUCCAUUUUGCACUGUGCCGUCGGUACUUUAUUUUCAGUAGGAAGAUUACUGUGGGCUGUAUCUUACCUUCACCUAGGUGCAUGUGCACAUUUGAGGAUACGGUUUCUAUCUCACAAAAAACCAUCCCCCUCCUCGAAAAACAGACGGUUGUCUAACAUAGCCUUUGACCCAAAUGUAAUUUGAAUUCAGAAUACAUACCUAGUGUGACCAAGAGCCUUAUUAGCACAUCUCUGGGAUCGUUUACCCAACAAUGUUACACUUUGGCAGUGAACCCCUUUUUUUACUAGAUUUACUCGACCUUUUGUGGUGGGAACGUGGAGAAAGGCAUUAGAAUAUGGGAAAAGCUGUCCCUGGGAGCACCUGCCAGCUGAUGUGUCAUUGUCAAUGGAGCUAAUUUCCAACUAGGAGUGGUAGCAAAGUCAUGGUAAUGGAUCCAGGUGUGCCCAGUGUUGGUUCUCUGCUGAUGGUUCCUCUGGCAGUUGAUCAGUUUUAUAUCUGUUCAGCAAAUUCAUUUCGGCAUUAUUGAUUGUCAGAGUAUGCAUCUGUUCUCAUUUCCCCCUCAGACCUGCUGUAACAUCUUACCGGGUCCCUCACCAGUUAUUUGAGUUGAAUAAAAUCCUUGACAUCAGUUCACGUUA